UUAUAAUAGCAAAACUUACAAACUGCUAGCAAGAAGAUUAAAAAGUAACAUAAUUAACUUUUCAAAGUUAGCUGCAAUCGAAAUGUAUUUAACUUGUACAUAUGAACUACUCCGUAUAAAGCAAUUGUCUUUAAAUUAAUCCGCAGUUUCUAAACCCAUAAUAAUUACUACAACACCGGCUAAAUACUCCGAGUACCACCGGAAAAGAUCUAUCAAAAUCAUCGGAAAAAGCUCAAUACAUGUAGUUACAGUCGGAUCCAUUUCUUAGCUGCUUGCAUUUUCCGGGAACUGUUGAUUAAAUAUGCUGCGGCUAAGGGCAAUUCGUCCGACAAAUGACAGGAUCGUGAAGAUUCAUAUGCAUCCGACGCAUCCUUGGCUUGUUACCGCUGAUGCAUCCGAUCACGUCUCCGUUUGGAAUUGGGACCACCGCCAGAUUAUUUAUGAACUGAAACCUGGUGGUGUUGAUGAACGGCGUUUGGUUGGUGCCAAACUUGAGAAGCUUGCCGAGGGUGAAUCAGAGCCUAGAGGGAAACCUACAGAAGCCAUACGAGGUGGGAGUGUGAAGCAGGUUAGCUUUUAUGAUGAUGAUGUACGGUUUUGGCAACUCUGGCAUAAUCAGUCCGCUGCUGCUGAGUCUCCAGCUCAUGUCACUUCAACUUUUGCUUCUCCUGCUCCAUCAACCAAAGGGCGCCAUUUUCUUGUCAUCUGUUGUGAGAACAAAGCUAUCUUCUUAGACUUGGUUACGAUGCGUGGCCGCGAUGUACCAAAGCAGGAGCUUGACAACAAAUCACUUCUAUGUAUGGUGUUCCUCUCUAAAGCAGCUGCUGUUGAUGGCCCUCUUGUGGCUUUUGGAGGGUCAGAUGGUGUAAUUAGAGUUCUUUCAAUGAUAACAUGGAAGCUUGCACGAAGAUACACAGGAGGUCAUAAGGGAGCAAUUUCUUGCUUGAUGAAUUUCAUGGCUGCUUCUGGCGAGUCUCUUCUAGUUUCUGGUGGUAGUGACGGAUUGCUUGUACUUUGGAGUGCAGACAAUGCUCUUGAUUCGAGAGAGCUUGUUCCUAAGCUCAGCUUAAAAGCUCAUGAUGGUGGGGUUAUUGCUGUAGAGCUCUCUAGAGUGAUUGGUAAUGCACCACAGCUCAUUACUAUUGGUGCUGAUAAAACAUUAGCUAUCUGGGACACAGUCUCCUUUAAGGAACUGCGUCGAAUAAAACCUGUUCCAAAACUAGCUUGUCACAGUGUAGCAUCGUGGUGCCACCCACGGGCUCCCAACCUCGAUAUCUUGACUUGUGUCAAAGAUUCCCAUAUAUGGGCUAUCGAGCAUCCUACCUAUUCUGCUCUUACAAGGCCAUUGUGUGAACUUUCUGCACUAGUUCCUCCACAAUUACUUGCCUCUCACAAGAAGCUGAAGGUUUAUUCUAUGGUUACACACCCUUUACAGCCACACCUUGUAGCUACUGGAACCAAUAUUGGCAUUAUUCUGUGUGAAUUUGAUCAGAAGUCUCUUCCUCCUGUAGUAGCACUGCCAACACCAACAGGAAGUCGUGAACAUACUGCUGUUUAUGUAGUUGAAAGGGAAUUGAAGCUGUUGCAAUUUCAGUUAUCUAACACCACUCCUCCAGCACUCGGAAGUAAUGGCUCUUUGAGUGACACGGGAAGGUUCAGAGGAGAGAUACCUGAACAACUCCACGUCAAACAAACCAAAAAGCAUAUUACUACUCCAGCUCCACAUGAUUCAUACUCAGUUCUUUCUGUCAGCAGUUCUGGGAAGUAUCUAGCAAUUGUAUGGCAUGAUAUCCCGUACUUCUCUAUCUACAAGGUCAGUGAUUGGUCAGUUGUUGAUUCUGGAAGCGCAAGGCUGUUGGCUUGGGAUACUUGUCGAGAUAGGUUUGCUUUUUUGGAAUCUGCACUCCCUCCUAGAAUACCUGUUAUUCCAAAAGGUUCAUCUAGAAAAGCGAAGGAAGCUGCUGCAGCUGCGGCACAGGCAGCUGCUGCUGCUGCUUCUGCUGCUUCUGCUGCUUCUUCUGCUACUGUUCAAGUUCGUAUAUUGCUGGAUGACGGGACAUCAAAUGUAUUAAUGAAGUCGGUGGGAAGCCGAAGUGAACCAGUUAUUGGCUUGCAUGGAGGGGCAUUACUUGGUAUGGCCUAUCGAACUUCUCGAAGGGUUAGCCCUGCUGCUGCUACAACAAUCUCAACAUUUCAAUCUAUGCCAUUAUCAGGCUUUGGAAGUAGUUCUGUUUCUUCAUUUAGCACUAUGGAAGACAGUUCUAAAAAAUCUGCAGCUGAAACAGUGCCACUGAACUUCCAAUUAUACAGCUGGGAAACAUUUCAACCAGUGGGUGGUCUUCUUCCUCAACCUGAUUGGACCGCAUGGGAUCAAACAGUUGAGUAUUGUGCUUUUGCUUAUCCGCAGCACAUUGUCAUAUGUUCUUUGCGUCCACAGUUUAGAUACUUGGGGGAUGUGGCAAUUCCUUAUGCAACUGGGGCAGUUUGGCAGCGAAGGCAGUUGUUUGUGGCUACACCUACUACCAUUGAGUGUGUUUUUGUGGAUGCUGGAGUUGCGCCUAUUGACAUAGAAACAAAACGAAGAAGAGAGGAAAUGAAACUUAAAGAGACACAGGCAAGAGCUGUUGCUGAACAUGGAGAAUUAGCAUUGAUAGCAGUCGACAGUCAACAAACAAAUCCACAAGAGAGGAUAGCAUUGAGACCCCCAAUGCUACAAGUUGUGCGGUUGGCUUCUUUUCAGCAUGCACCCUCUAUUCCUCCAUUUCUGUCAUUGCCUAGACAGUCAAAAGUUGAUGGUGAUGCAUCGAGUGUUCUCAAGGAGAUGGAUGCUCGUAAAGCUAAUGAGGUGGCAGUUGGUGGUGGUGGGGUUGCAGUAGCUGUCACUCGUUUUCCUGCAGAGCAAGCACGGCCAGUUGGACCUCUUCUAAUUGUAGGUGUUCGAGAUGGUGUUCUUUGGCUAAUUGAUCGAUACAUGUGCGCNUGCAACUGGGGCAGUUUGGCAGCGAAGGCAGUUGUUUGUGGCUACACCUACUACCAUUGA
Molecule: messenger RNA, 3040 nt
Organism: Nicotiana tabacum (common tobacco)
Lineage: Eukaryota; Viridiplantae; Streptophyta; Magnoliopsida; Solanales; Solanaceae
Source: RefSeq, a predicted model, not a curated record